This is a messenger RNA of Nerophis lumbriciformis (worm pipefish), 3303 nucleotides long. The record is from RefSeq and is a predicted model, not a curated record. Lineage: Eukaryota; Metazoa; Chordata; Actinopteri; Syngnathiformes; Syngnathidae.
AUGUCAACGGCGGGCUUCAACGCUCAGAACGGGACGGGACAACCGUACGCUAACGGUCCUUCACAGAAUUCCCUUGGUGUCCAGCACCUCCCAGCAACCAAUUACGGCAUGACGCACCAACACAACUACAACCCAAUGCAGGGCAAGGCUCCAGCGCCCCCUGGUCCUGGACUCUAUCACUCUGGGCCAUACCAACACGCUCCCCCCGUGGGCUCUUACCAACCUGGCCCGCCACCUACGUCCUAUCCGGCUCCACCAGGCCAACCUCACCACACCAGACCUCCGCUGGGCGGACCUCUGCCGCACACCCCGCCACAGUCUGUCAGUCCUGUUCCCAAGCUGCCCGCCGCUCAGGGCACCCCUCCGCCACCUGUGGCAUCUUCUAGCGGCUACUACCCAAACCCCCAACAGCCAUGGCAGUACAACUCAGCUCCUCCGCCCAUAGGACCUCCAUCGUCCAUGAAUGCGCCACCCCUGGGCCCGGCAACUAACCACGUGAGCCAACCUGCACCUUACAGCUCGGCGGCACCGUCAGUGUCUUUUAACGCUGGACAGCCCCCAACAUCUUUACAAGGAUAUGGCCCGCCAGGUGCAGCUCCCCCACCCCUGAAUCCAGCAGCUUCACAACAAUACCACCCAAGCAGAGCUUCCUAUGGGACACCCCCCGUGGGCCCACCCCCCACUGUGAAACCCGGAGCACCCCCGAUGUCCAACGCCACAGUUUUGCCACCAAAGGCAGACGCUCAGUGCGGGGCUAGCAGCAAUCUGCCCCUCACUGAGCCCGAUAGCCAGGAAACGGAUGUUGAAUGUCCAGCUGGGCCGCCCAAGCCUGGCCCUCCGGGUCACCACCUGGGCCACUACCCUUCCCUCCCGCCGGGGUACCAGCACCCCGCGGCUCCUCACGGCGGGCCUCCAACCUCGCACCAGGCCAUUCAGAACGCCACGCAGCCUUACACCCAAACACCUCGGCCGUACCAACAGCCACCUUCCGGUCCUGGCCCGGCCCAGCUGAGCCCAUCCAUGGCAGCCAUGAGCCUGCAGUCAAGCACCCCCGAGAGUCUGCGAGUGGUCAACCUGCUCCAGGAGCGCAAUCUGCUGCCCACGGGCCCUGUUGCGGCCCCCACACCCUGCCUGCCCCAAGACCUGCAAAAGAUGAACUGCAACCCAGAGGUGUUUCGCUGUACGCUGACCAGCAUCCCUCAAACCCAGUCUUUGCUCAAUAAAGCCAAGAUGCCACUAGGCCUGCUGCUGCACCCAUUCAAAGACUUAUCGCAACUUCCCGUGGUGACGUCCAGCACCAUAGUCAGGUGUCGUUCCUGCCGAACUUAUAUCAACCCAUUCGUGUCCUUCCUGGACCAGAGGAGGUGGAAGUGCAACCUGUGUUAUCGGGUCAAUGAUGUUCCAGAAGAGUUCAUGUAUAAUCCAGUAAGCCGAUCCUACGGUGAACCACACAAGAGACCAGAAGUGCAGAAUGCCACCAUUGAGUUCAUAGCGCCUUCAGAAUACAUGCUGAGGCCGCCGCAGCCUGCCGUGUAUCUCUUCGUCCUGGACGUAUCCCACAACGCGGUGGAAACGGGCUACCUGAAGGUGUUCUGUCAAUCGGUUCUGGACAACAUCAGCGCGCUACCCGGAGACGCGCGGACCAAGAUCGGCUUUAUCACUUUUGACAGCACCAUUCACUUCUACAACCUCCAAGAGGGACUCUCUCAGCCUCAGAUGCUUAUCGUUUCUGACAUAGAAGAUAUCUUCCUACCUACACCAGACAGCCUUCUAGUGAACCUCAAUGAAAGCAAAGAGCUGGUGCAGGAUCUUCUGAAGAGCUUGCCAACAUUAUUUGAGAAGACCAUGGAGACCCAGUCGGCGCUGGGCUCGGCCCUCCAGGCCGCUUUCAAGCUGCUCUCGCCCACCGGCGGGCGCUUGUCCGUCUUUCAGACGCAAUUACCCAACCUGGGUGUCGGGGCACUCCAGUCCAGGGAGGACCCCAACCAAAGAGCGUCUGCCAAGGACGUCCAGCACUUAUCACCGGCAACGGACUUCUACAAAAAGCUGGCGCUGGACUGCUCGGGCCAGCAAGUGGCCGUUGACCUGUUCCUGCUCAGCUCUCAGUACUGUGACUUGGCAUCACUUGGCUGCAUUUCACGGUACUCCGCGGGGGGCAUCUAUUACUUCCCGUCCUAUCACCAUCAACACAACCCAGCCCAAGUGGAGCGCUUCCAGAAGGACCUGAAACGAUACCUGACCAGGAAAAUCGGCUUUGAGGCAGUCAUGAGGAUACGCUGCACCAAAGGUCUGUCCAUUCACACGUUCCACGGCAACUUCUUCGUGCGCUCCACUGAUCUGCUGUCACUGCCUAACGUCAAUCCGGACGCCGGCUUUGCCGUGCAAAUGUCCAUCGAGGAAAACCUGGAUGACAUGCAGGUGGUCUCCUUCCAGGCGGCACUGUUAUACACCUCCAGCAAAGGAGAGAGGCGGAUCCGAGUGCACACGCUGUGCCUCCCAGUGGUCCACUCUUUGUCAGACAUCUUUGCCGGCGCCGAUGUCCAAGCCAUGACCGGCCUGCUGGCAUGCAUGGCCGUGGACCGUUCGGUGACAGCUAGCCUAAGCGAUGCCAGGGACGCCAUGACCAAUGCCGCCAUCGACUCCCUGUCGUCUUACCGCCAGUCUGUGCUGACCAUCCAGCAGCCCGGCCUGCUCGCGCCUGCCUGCCUCAGACUCUUCCCGCUCUACAUUCUUGCUUUGCUGAAGCAGAAAGCAUUCAGGACAGGAACCAGCACCAGGCUGGACGACCGCGUGGCUUCCAUGUGUCAGCUCAAAUACCAGCCGUUGGCUUACGCUAUGAUGAUGAUUCAUCCCGUGUUGUACCGUGUGGAUGACCUGACUGACGAGGGUGCUUUGAAUGUCAACGAGCGGACAGUUCCUCAGCCCAGAGUGCAGCAGCUGUCUGCGGAAAAGCUCUCCAAGGAUGGAGCCUUCCUUAUGGAUGCUGGAACGAUCAUGUAUCUGUGGAUUGGAUGCAACUGCAACCCCAACUUCCUCACUCAAGUCUUGGGUGUCCCCAACUUCGCCGCUGUGCCUGAAAACCUGUAUAUGCUGCCAGAAUUGGACACGGCCGAGUCGCAGAGAACCAGAGCGUUCGUGGGUUGGCUGAGGGAGCAGAGGCCUUUCUUUGCCUCGCUGCAAGUCUUCAGGGAGGACAGCCAGACGCGAGUCUCGAUGAUGCAGAACAUGAUCGAGGACCGCACCGAGUCGGCACUGUCCUACUACGAGUUCCUGCUCCACCUGCAACAGCAGAUCUCCAAAUGA